Messenger RNA from Panonychus citri (citrus red mite), 1856 nucleotides. RefSeq lists its product as uncharacterized. Lineage: Eukaryota; Metazoa; Arthropoda; Arachnida; Trombidiformes; Tetranychidae. The transcript has 3 exons. Bases 794 to 1408 code for a protein of 204 amino acids. The record is from RefSeq and is a predicted model, not a curated record.
UAACUUAAUCAUUUGAUCCAUUUUUGAUUAAGAUCAAAUUAAUCUGGUUAAAUUGUAACAUUCAAUUGAUUCCUGUUAUUGUCAUUUCGCUCAAUAUUGUUGAUUAUAAACUUGCAUCAUCCAUUAGAUUGAUAAGAAGAGGAAAAAAAGAGAAAAUGAUUAACAGCUAAGUGCCACCCACUUAAAUAACCGCCGGCGGACAUGAUCAGAUUUUCAAAGGAUAAAUGAAAUAUUAGCCGGUUACCGGUAAACGUGAACCAGAUUAUCAUCUUGAUCAUCAUAAUCUCUCAUUUUAAUCAACAACACAAUCAACUAAUGUCGUUUAGCACAUUUACCUUUACCUUCUAUCUUAUUGAUUGCUCGAGAUAAUAUAUCGUUUUUUAUCUUCUAAUAAUCAUCAUCUUCUCACCAUCGGUCAAAUCCCGUUAGAAUGAAUUAAACUGAUGAACUGAGUUCGCUCUUGAACUGUAUUAAUUAUGAUCAAUCUUCAUUUGGUAAUCAUAAAAAUUGAAUUAAGGUGAAAUCGAAAGUGAAAGGAAAAAAGAUGAAGAAACUGUUGCAAAAGCUGAAAGAUGAUCGAAGAUGAUAGAAGAGGAGGUCGAAAAGGACGAAGCAAAUGGAACCGCCUUUUGGUUAUGCAACUAGUUUAAUGAGGAGUAAAUGAAAUCGAGAGUGAGAAAAACGAAAUGGUAUAUAAAGGAAUCGUUUUGUUGGAUUAAAUCAUCAGUUCUCAUCUCCAAUCAUUCAAAUAACAGCUUCAAAUUUUAACAAAACAACAAAACCAAAACUCAUCAUGAACUCAAUGAUCGUUCUCGCUCUUACCCUUCUUGCCGGUCAAACUUUGGCCUCAUCCAACUACGGAUCAUCAAGCUACGGAUCAGCCCCAAGCUAUGGAGCCGCUUCAUACGGUGGAGACUCAUACUCAUCAGGUGCUUCAUACGGAGCUGGUGGAUACGGUGACGACUCAUACUCCGGAGACUCUCACGCCGCUAGUUACGCACCAAAGGUCAAGAAAAUCAUCAUUGAACAACCAGUUGUCAAACCAGUCUACCUUAACCGAAAAGUCGUCUCUGUUCAAACUGUCUCUGUCCCAAAACCAUACAUCGUCACCAAACACGUUCCAGUCGUAGUUAAGAAACACGUUCCAGUUGUUGUCAAGAAAUACGUCGCUGUUCCUUAUGAAGUCCCAAGCUACUCAGCUCCUUCAUACGGCUCAUCAUACGGCUCAUCUUACGGUUCAUCCUCAUACGGAGCCCCAUCAUACGGAGCUGGUUCAUACUCCGCCGCCGACUCAUGGUCUGGUGACAGUUACGCUCCAUCAUACGGAUCAGACUCAUAUGGCUCAUCUUCAUAUGGAUCAGACUCAUACGGAUCAUCAGGAUACGGUGAUGAUUACCGAAAGGCUUAAAUUAAACGAUCAUCCUAAUCACAAUAUCCCCUCUCCAUCUGUGUAUACCCAUUAUCCUCCUUCGUCCCUCAAUCUCAAACCAUUAGUGCUUAUAAUUAACUCAUCAUCUUAAUUGUUGCAUUCAACACUCACCACAUCACACAUCUUAUGUACAGAGCAUUUUCAACAAUCAACAUAAUAGUUUUCCUUUCACUUCUUUCCAAUUGUAAAGUAGUAGAAACAAAAAACUUUCAACUUGUAUCAUUUAUCAUCUGAAUAAUGUAACUGAUCAAAUUGCUCAAUUCGAAAUGUAAAACACAAUCAACCUAAUCAUUUGGAACUGAUUAGGUUUUUACAAAUUGAAAUUAGUUCCAAAGCUAUUCAGCCAAAGGUCACAAUCAAAUGAUUUGACCAAAUCUAGAAAUUAAAUAAAAAACAGAUUAAUCAAUUACUAUCAAAAAACACGAAA